Talaromyces atroroseus is the source of this 7146-nucleotide messenger RNA. RefSeq lists its product as hypothetical. Lineage: Eukaryota; Fungi; Ascomycota; Eurotiomycetes; Eurotiales; Trichocomaceae. The transcript has 6 exons. The coding region runs from base 1 to 7146 and encodes 2381 amino acids. Gene Ontology annotation, biological process: fatty acid biosynthetic process; secondary metabolite biosynthetic process. Gene Ontology annotation, molecular function: oxidoreductase activity; fatty acid synthase activity; 3-oxoacyl-[acyl-carrier-protein] synthase activity. The record is from RefSeq and is a predicted model, not a curated record.
AUGUCUCCAUACCUCCACGAGUCAUCCAGCUCCCUAUCUGGAGAGCCAGAGCCUUCAUCAGUUAGGUCUGUUGCUGAAUAUGGCUCCACCAUUGAGGACUCUGAAUACCCGGCUCUGCAAUUCCCAGGCUAUGCAGAGAAACCACUUUCAGAGCAACUCGAACCCAUAGCCGUUGUAGGAAUGGGCUGCCGUCUACCUGGUGAUGUCAGUUCUCCUUCUCAAUUCUGGGAUCUCAUGAUCAACAAAGGCACUGGUCAAACUCCCAAAGUCCCAUCUGAUAGAUUUAAUAUUGACGCCCACUUUCAUGAAAAUAACGAGAGGCCUGGCAGCUUUAAUGUAUUGGGCGGAUACUUUCUCAAAAGUGACAUUCGGGAGUUUGACCCUCAACUAUUCGGCAUUGCUCCCGUCGAAGCAACGUGGAUGGAUCCCCAGCAACGAAAGUUACUUGAGGUCGUCUACGAAGCAUUCGAGUCUGGCGGUGUAACUCUGGAGAAAAUAUCCGGCUCAAAAACCGCUGUGUUUGCGGGAAGCUUCACGAGCGACUACCAGCAAAUGUCAUUCAAGGAACCAGAUUUUCGACACAGCUAUGCUGCCACAGGAGUUGACCCUGGCAUCAUUAGCAACAGGAUCAGCCAUGUUUUCAAUCUUCAUGGCCCUAGUAUUGUGGUUAACACCGCAUGUUCCUCAUCUGUUUAUGCCAUGCACAAUGCUUGCAACGCUCUACGCAAUCAUGAAUGCACCGCAGCCGUGGUUGGAGGAACGAACCUCAUUAUCACUGUGGAUCAACACAUGAACACUGCCAAACUGGGUGUGCUGUCUCCUACAUCCACAUGCCACACCUUUGACGCAUCUGCCGAUGGCUACGGCCGUGCUGAUGGUGUGGGCGCUGUUUAUUUGAAGAGGCUAUCCGAUGCUGUGCGAGAUGGCGAUCCAAUCCGUGCUGUUAUCCGUACUAGUGCUGUUAACUCAAACGGAAAAGCUCCAGCGGUUGGCAUCACACAUCCUAACCUUGAGGGUCAAGUCGACGUGAUCCAGCAUGCUUAUCACCGUGGAGGAGACCUGGACCCAAGGCUUACAGGUUAUUUUGAGAUCCAUGGAACGGGAACUCCUAUCGGGGACCCGUUGGAGGUGCAUGCCGUUGCAAAGGCUAUGAACGGCCAGAGGAAUUGUGAUGAAGAGCCUCUCUUGAUCGGCGCAGUGAAAACAAAUAUUGGUCACAGUGAAGCAGCAAGUGGUCUGUCCGCCGUCAUCAAAGCAGUCCUUACAGUCGAGAACGGCAUCAUUCCCCCAACACGGGGCCUAGUCAAUCUUAAUCCGAAGAUUGAUUGGGAGAACUGGAAGGUGCAGGUUGUUACAGAACUGCGUCCAUUUCCGAUCCACUUGCCAGUCAAACGUGUCAGUGUCAACUCAUUCGGCUAUGGUGGCACCAACGGCCACAUCAUGAUUGAAGGCAUUGACUCCUUCAUCCCUGACUACAAACUUGCUCACAAAUCAACGACCAAGCCUCGCGGUAUACACAAUAGAAACCGCCCGUUUCUCCUUCCAUUCUCCGCUCACGACAAACCAACUCUGAAUCGCAACAUUGCUGCAUAUGGUAAAAUUGCUGGGAACUAUAAUUUGCGAGAUUUAAGCUAUACGUUGGCCAAUCGACGUUCGCGCCUCCAAAGCAGGGGUUUUGUUGUGUCCACAUAUGCAUCUCUCGAGUCCGCUUUUGGUGAGAAUCUGGCAGCGUUCUCUUUUGCAGAGAAAAAGAAGAAGCCCUUAAUCGGGUUUGCAUUUUCCGGUCAGGGUGCCCAGUGGGCAACAAUGGGAAGUCAGUUGAUGACUUACUACCCUAGCUUCUUGAAAACAAUUCGGGAACUGGAUCAUGUCCUAGGAUUACUACCUGAUGCGCCCGGCUGGACACUUGAAGACACAUUGAUUGAAGAUGCAAAGACAUCGCGGAUUAAUGAAGCCGAGUUCUCACAACCUCUCUGCACGGCCAUCCAAGUAGCGGUAGUGAAGUUGCUCGAAUCCUGGGACAUCCGACCACAGGUUACUGUCGGACAUUCCUCUGGGGAGAUUGCUGCAGCAUAUGCAGCGGGAUUUAUCUCCUCGAGCGAGGCUAUUAUUGUGGCAUAUUACCGUGGUCAGGUUGUGGCCCAAUUGAACACUGAUGGAGCUAUGUUGGCCGUCGGUCUCUCAGCCAAGGACGUCGAGCCGUUCAUUCGAGAGUAUAAGGGUAAGGUUGUUAUUGCUUGCCACAACUCGCCGGUCAGCGUGACACUAAGUGGCGAUGCGGAUGCCAUCAAUGAGGUCAGGGUGGCUUUGGAUACGGAAAGUAUCUUUGCCAGGAUUGUCAAAACCGGUGGCAAAGCAUAUCACUCGCACCACAUGGCUUCCUCUGCUGAAAAAUACGAGGCGCUGGUUCGACAUGCAAGGAAAACAGUGUCCUUCGGCGUACCACUGUCAACUGACGCAGUCAUGGUAUCCUCUGUUAUCAACUCUAAGAUUGAGCCUGGAGAAGUCAUUGGAGAAAAGUACUGGAGUCUGAACUUGACUAGCCCCGUUCUUUUCAACCAGGCCGUACAGACCAUUGCAGCAAGUAGUGAGAUUAAUAUCGAUACAUUGAUUGAAAUUAGGCCUCAUACAACCUUAUCCGGACCCAUCAAACAAAUUUCCAAGGAGUUAGGAAAUGAUGGGUUUGGAUACCUUCCAACGCUAGUCCGAAGUGAGGAUUCAGCUUCGCAGAUUCUUAAACUGGCUGGUGAGCUAUUCCUUCGAAACUAUCCGCUUGACAUGGAACGAGCAACUGCUGCGGAGGAAAUAUCUGCCGGGAAGGUGAAGUUGGUCAAGGGAUCAGUUCUUGUUGACCUCCCAACUUAUCAGUGGACUUAUUCCAAGAGUCUAUGGGCCGAGCCACGUCAGAGUUUAGAACAUCGUGCUCCUAAACACAUGCGCCAUGAUGUACUAGGAUCCCGAGUACCUGGAGGAUCUGCAUCGGAACCUAUGUGGAGAAAUGUUCUUCGCAUUAGAGACGUUCCUUGGCUGAAAGACCAUUCUCUAGGUGGUGAAGCCGUGUUCCCGGCAGCAGGGUAUUUCUCUAUGGCGAUAGAAGCAAUUACUCAGCUCAACGAAUCAAGUACCAACGCUGUGAAUAUUGAGGGGUUCAUGUUGAGAGACGUAUCUAUCAAAUCUGCCCUGGUCACUCCGGAUGAUGAUAAGGGGAUUGAGGUGCUGUUUUCCAUGCGCCCAUCAUUGUUUUCUGCAGGUGACUCGAAUGCCUGGUGGGAUUUCAAUGUCUCGUCUGUUUCGGAAACUGGUCUCUGGAAUGACCAUAUGGCAGGAACCAUCAGCAUCAACACUCGUGCUCGAGGGCAAACUCCCAGACAAGCCCCCAAUCUUCCGCAACGUGCCAUGGGGAAAACCUGGAAUGAAGGACUUAGAGAAGUUGGUUUUGACUAUGGUCCAACAUUCCAAGAUAUGGAGGACAUUAGGUCCGACGGCAAGACAUUCACCGCUGCAUCCAAGACCAUUAUCAAGCAAGCGUGUGGCGCCGUUACGGGAGAGUCUCGCUACGUUUUACAUCCUAGUACUGUCGACUCGUGUCUUCAACUGAUCAUUGUUUCAAUCUAUGCUGGAAAGCUCAAUGAUAUGACCUGUGGUGCUGUGCCUGUUCAAGUAGACGAAGUAGCCAUCUGGCCACCGACAGCGGAGCAACUCAAGAACCAUGCCGCAUCGGCAUAUUCAUAUACUGAUCAACGCGGUAUUCGCUCUUUCGUCAGUGGCUCCCAGUUAAUUGCCAGCGACGGUGAAAUGCUAAUGGAUAUAACCAACAUGCGAUGUGUUGCAUAUGAGGCUGCGGUUCCUCAGCGGGUCGAAGAAGCACUCGAAUCACAACCUUUCCAGGAACUGGUUUGGAAAUAUGACAUCGACAGCAUUACCUCCGAUGAGCAAUUACGCGAUAUGGACAUCACCUCGAUAAUGGAGCUCAUCGCCCACAAAAACCCGAGUGCUAAGUUUUUGGAAAUCGGAUCGAAGAACUCGUCAAGCAUCUCAGCCAAGUGCCCAUGCGUCAGCUAUUCAAUUGCUGAGCGUUCCGAGGAAGCUCUCGAACAGGCCAGAGCUGAGGUAGAGGGCAUUAAGAAUUCCGGCUUCCUCGUGCUGGAUAUUACUGCUCCUCUCAACGAUGAUAACAAUACCGAUACUUUUGAUUUGAUCAUAGCUACCAAUCAGUCUACUAUCAACGAUGAUGUCCUCAGAAAUAUCCGACGUUUGCUAGCUGAUGGUGGUCGCGUUAUCCUUCCGAAGAGUAGCAUUGUUUCUUAUGAGACUCUUCUUCGUGCCGGAUUUAACGGCAUUGACGUCUUCCUAGAGGAGAGCGCGACAAAAGAAGUUUCAUUGAUUAGAUCAGUUGAGUUCAGUAAUGGCGUGCAUGUCACUGCUUCAAGUCCUCAAGUGAAACUGAUCUAUCGCAACAAGGCGCCUGCUGUUAUUCCACAUUUAUUGCAAGCCCUAGAAAAUGCAGGAUAUGCCAGCAAGGAGAGUUCGCUGGUCUCUUGCGAUGUCGCUGAUGGUGACCAUGUCGUGGUUAUCGGAGAUUUGGAAGGAUCGUCGCUGCUGGCAACAAUUGAACAGGAAGAGUUCGAAGCUCUCAAAGUACUCACGAACAAGGCGUCAUCAAUCCUAUGGGUUACUGCAGGGGGCCUUCUCGAGGGAAAGCUGCCGGAAUAUGGCAUGGCGAAUGGGCUUGGAAGGUCCCUCACCUCCGAGCAGUCUUCACUGGACUUUACCACGUUGGACUUCGAUCUUGAAACUACUUCAGUCUCGCAAAUUGCUACCGGUAUCGUCACAGCUAUGCAACGCCAAAUAAAGCAUGUUGAGUCUCGAGAGUCGGAGUACUAUGUUUCUAAGGGAUACACUUAUAUUAGCCGUCUUCUGGCCAACACAACUCUUCCAGGAGCCUCCAAGGGAGUUCAAAAGUACAACACUCUCUAUGACGGCCAGCAGUUGGUUGGCUCAGUACAAUCUGGAAAAGUGGUAUUCUCUGAGGAUGAGCACAAAGGAAAGCCGCUGGAGGGUGAUGCUGUGGAAGUCAAAGUAGCAUAUGGCGGACUCAACAAAGAGGAUGCGCUUGUCAUAACCGGAAAUGAUUACCCCAUGGCGUUUAGCCACGAGAUUUGCGGUAUGGUCUCUCGUGUAGGCCCUGAGGUGACAGAAUUCAAGGAGGGAGACCAGGUUGUUGGAUUCAGCUUUGAUAGAUUCUCGACGUUCCAGCGAACAUCUGCCGAUCUUCUUCAGAAAGUGAACGAGGGCGAGGCCAUUGCAAAGCUGGUAUCUCUGCCCUGGACAUUCUCUACCGCUCUUUACGGCUUGAGGGACCUGGCUAGAUUGGAAGCAAACGAAAGGGUCCUAAUACUAAGUGGUACUGGGACUGUCGGUACUGCUGCUAUCCAAGUGGCCCAUCUCCUCGGCGCUAUACCGUUUGUCGUGAGCGAAACACUCUCAGAAAAGAAGGAACUCGCUGCCAUUCUUGGUCUUCCAGAAAUGCAGGUUCUUACCAGGACUGAAAUCACUACCCAUGGUUCAAUUCAGUCUUCUAUCAAAGGCUCGGACUUCGAGGUUAUCUUUAGCAGCGGUUAUACCGAUUUGUCAGAAGCUCGCGAGGCCUGGCGUCAUAUUGCUCCUCUAGGUAGAUUUGUCGACUUUGGAAGGAAGAACGUACUCAGGCGCAGUGCUCUUGAUACCGUUCCAAUUUAUCAAGGAGCUUCUUACAUCUCCUUUGACAUGUUGGAUCUAUACGCAUACAAGCCUCAGAAACUGUCGAACUUGCUGAAAUCCACCCUAUCGCUGUAUCGUCAAGGGCUGCUGUCAUCCACCUUGCCCCCGAAUAUCUACAGUCUUGAUCAAUUAGAUUUGGCCGUGUCAUCUUUCUCGGAUAGCUUUAAAGCGGGAAAGUCCUUGAUUUCUUAUGCCCCGUCAGGAGGAUCUCUCACUAUCGUUCCAAACCAACUGAGCAUGAAAUUUCGAUCAGAUGCAACUUAUCUUCUUGUUGGCUGUUUAGGUGGUCUGGGUAGAAGCCUAACUACGUGGAUGACGGAGAAUGGGGCCCAACGAUUAGUUUUCCUGUCUAGGUCUGGUGCAGAUCAAGAACAGGCAGGAAUCCUAAUCCAAGACCUCGAACGUGCUGGGAUUAUCUGCCAGGUGGUUAGGGGUGAUGUGACAAAUAGCUCAGACGUUCAAAAGGCAGUCGAGAGUGUUCCAGCUGAACAUCCCAUCCGCGGUGUUGUACAGGCAGCGAUGGUACUAAGGGAUGGACUAUUCCAUUCUAUGACAUACGACAACUGGAAGACAGCGACUUAUCCCAAGGUCCAAGGAACCCUGAACCUUCAUAAUGCUCUGGCAGAUACUUCGCUGGACUUUUUUAUUAUGACUAGUUCUACCUCCGGAACCCUUGGCACGCCAGGUCAGGCAAAUUACUCGGCAGCUAACAGCUUCCUUGACUCACUUGCUAGGCAUCGUGUGGUUAACCAACAACGAGCCUGCUCUGUCGUCCUCCCCAUGAUUCUCGGUGUAGGCUAUGUGGCCGAGCACCCGGAAGUCGAAGAGGCUCUGAGGCGUAAGGGUAUCUACGGUAUCGAUGAGACUCACCUGCUAGAAUCCCUCGCUGUCUCAAUGUUGACCCAGGACAGCCCGAAGCCGGCUGACCAUGUUAUCGUUGGGCUUGAUCCCGUCAGGCUGCAAAAGUCAAUCCAUAGUUCAGAGACUACUGAUGGGUUCUGGUUGGAGGACACCCGUUUCAAAUCUCUUCUCGCCUCCAUGAAGUCUUCGACUACCAAUGGCACCGCCGAAAGCGGGCGCACUAUACUGAGCACAAUCAAGACAGCCGGUAGUUCGACUGAAGCGGUGCAAGUCACGAGUGAGAUCAUGGUAGAGAAGUUGGCAAGGUUGUUACUUGUUGACCUUUCUGAAUUUGAGCCAGACGUCAAAUCGAUUGCAUCGUAUGGUCUUGAUAGUAUGAUUGGCGCCGAGCUUCGCAACUGGAUUUUCAAGGAGUUGGCCUUGGACAUUCCCUUCCAGCGGCUGUUAAGUGCAGACCUCACAAUUACCAAGUUUGCAAUUGAGGUUUGUACGAGCCAAGGAUUUGUCUUUGAGUCACAGGCCUAG